AUGCGCUUCAUCGCUAUUGCCGCUCUUCUUGCAUCCAGCCUUCUUCUUGUAGAGGGAACCGCAAUCCGCGACAAGCGUCAAUCCUGCGGGUGUGCUCCACGAGUACAACCAUCUUGCUCCUGCCAACGCACAACCUACACCCAACCCCAACAGUUCAGCUGCUCCUGUCAGAACAGUGCUCCAAUUCAAAAGUCGUGCUCAUGCGCUCAGCCGGUCAAACAACAAACCUACCAAGUGCAAACUUCUCAAUGCGCUCCAGCUUGUCAACAGUCUUGCCAACAGCAAUGUCAAGCCGCUCCAGCUGUUAGCCAGUGCCAAUCCUCAUGCCAAUCCUCCUGCCAGACAUCUUCCUGCUCUGCUCCAGUGAUCACCACCACUCAAGCAUACUGCCAACCAUCAUGCAUGCCAGCUUGUGAGCCACAAUGCGUUGCUCAGACCUCAGCUCCAGUCCAAUGCAUGCCACAAUGCCAACAACAGUGCCAACAACAAUGUGUCCAGACCCAACCAAUCCAACAAUGCCAGCCACAAUGUCAACAACAAUGUGUUCAACAAUGUGAUAUGCCAACCACAACUGUCGCUCCACAAAUCAUCAAGAUCAACUUGGAAAUCAGCGCUCAAUGCGUACCACAAUGCCAGCAAUCCUGCCAACAACAAUGUGUUCAGCAACAGGUCCCAGCUCAGCAAUGCAACCAACAAUGUACUCAACAGUGUCAAACCACCUGCCAACAAGCCGUUCCACAAUGCCAACAACAAUGUGCUCCACAAUGUCAGCAACCAGCAGCUCCACAGUGCCAGCAGUGCCAGUCCACUUGCCAACAAUCCGCUCCAGUUGUCCAGCAACAAUGUCAGCAACAGUGCCAACCACAAUGCCAACAACCAGCAGCUCCAGUCUGCCAGCAAUGUCAAUCCUCUUGCCAACAGACCCAGCAAUGUCAGCAACAGUGCCAACCACAAUGCCAACAGCCAGCAGCUCCUCAAUGCCAGCAAUGUCAAUCCGCCUGCCAGGCUCCAGUGAUGACCACCACCUCUGCUCCACAAGUUGUCACCAUCAUCCUCGAGGCAUCAGUCUCCCAAUCAGCUCAAUGUGAACCACAAUGUCAGCAAUCCUGCCAACAACAAUGCGUUCAGCAACAACAACCAGUUCAACAAUGUGCUCCAGCCUGCACUCAAUCCUGCUCCCAAUCCUGCGCAGCUGCUCAACCAGCUCAAAUGCCAUGCCAGACUCAAACCGUCAACUCCUGCAGUUGCCAGCAAAACUACUCUCCAUGCGGAAACGGACAGUGCUGCAAGAGAAAGUGA
Caenorhabditis remanei is the source of this 1299-nucleotide messenger RNA. RefSeq lists its product as uncharacterized. The record is from RefSeq and is a predicted model, not a curated record. The transcript has 2 exons. The coding region runs from base 1 to 1299 and encodes 432 amino acids. Lineage: Eukaryota; Metazoa; Nematoda; Chromadorea; Rhabditida; Rhabditidae.